AAAUAAUUACUAUAAAACAUCAAUUGAUUUCUGAAGACCAGGAUGAGUAGUGUAUUAAAAGUUCAUAGUCUAAAGAAAGAAAUAUUGGAUGGAUUAGGUAGAUAUGAAAAACAAAGUAAUUGUUAUCAAGAGGACAAUGUCUAGGGGAUGCCAGUCCAUUAUAUGAUUGUGUCAGCACAGUAUUAAAAUACAGACCUUUUAGUUAAAUAUUCUUUAAAUAUUAAAUAUUAAAUAUUCAACAAUAUGAGUAGCAUAAUUUCUAUAGAGGAUAUUUUCAGAGAGUAUUUAAAAGAUUCUCAGUUAGAUGAAAUUAAUAGAAUCUUGUGUGGUAAAGAAUUAAAAAAAUUGCAAAUACCCGAUCCAGUCUCAGACUUAAUAAUAGAAAAAGGUUACGACAUUCAAGGAUAUGUUUUUGAAGCGAAGGAAGAACAGUUGAGACCUAAAAGGAUCGUUCGUGUUGGACUUAUCCAGAAUAAGAUUGCAGCAGAAACAUCUGAACCUGUAGCAGCUCAAAGGGAAGCCAUUUAUAAAAAACUUGGAACCUUCAUAGAUUGUGCUGGUCAAUGUGGAGUUAACAUACUAUGUUUACAAGAAGUAUGGCCAAUGCCUUUUGCAUUUUAUACAAGAGAAAAAUCUCCUUGGUGUGAAUUUGCUGAAUCGGCUGAAGAUGGACCAACAACUAAUUUUUUGAAACCACUGUGCAAACGUCACAACAUGGUGAUUGUGUCCCCCAUUCUUGAGAAAGAUGAAAAAGAGGUGAUGUGGAACACAGCUGUAAUAAUUGAUAACCAUGGUAAUGUUUUGGGGAAACAUAGAAAAAACCACAUUUCUAGGGUUGCGGAUUUGGAUGAAUCAAUGUAUUACGUGGAAGGAGAUACAGGGCAUCCAGUUUUUGAAACUGAGUUCGGGAAAAUAGCUGUCAAUGUAUCCUUUGGGCGACAUCACCCUUUGAACUGGAUGAUGUUUGCUAUCAAUGGUGCCGAAAUCGUAUUCAAUCCCUGUGCCACUGUCAAAGAAUCGAGUGAACAUCUUUGGAGGAUUGAAGCUCGCAAUGCUGCUAUUGCAAACCAUUAUUUUACAUGUGCUAUUAACAGAAUUAGGAUUGAAAGAUACCCUCGCGAUUUUACGCCAGGUGAAGGUCUCAAGGCACGUAAUGAAUCUGGACAAUUUUAUGGAUCAAGUUACAUUACUGCCCCUGAUGGAACAAGGACUCCUGGAUUAUCUCGAGUACAAGAUGGGUUGCUGGUCGCAGAACUGGAUCUCAAUUUAAACAGACAAAUUUCUGAUUCUUGGGGAUUCAAGAUGACGGAGCGACUACCUAUGUAUGUGGAAGCUCUCAAAAAAUCUUUACAAAGUGAUUACGAGCCUCAAAUCAUUAAGAGUAGUAUUGUAUAAACUGUGUUAUAAAUAUGAAUACUUAAAAAGUUUCAAUAAUGGAUAAAAUUUAAGCAUGUGUUGAAUAAUAACUAUAAGUCAUAAAUUAUGGUAUAAACUAUGUUAUAAAUAUGAAUAUUUAAAAAGUUUCAAUAAUGGAUAAAAUGUAAGGAUGUGUUGAAUAAUAACUAUAAGUCAUAAAUAAUGGUGUAAACUAUAUUAUAAAUAUGAA
Nezara viridula (southern green stink bug) is the source of this 1606-nucleotide messenger RNA. The record is from the annotation of a GenBank genome assembly. NCBI's taxonomy places the organism in Eukaryota, Metazoa, Arthropoda, Insecta, Hemiptera, Pentatomidae.